GGAAAAAAUUGCAAUGCAAAAAUGUAAUCCUGAACAUAUUGUACUCAUAUCAGCAUUCAAAAACGGAGAGUUUGACAAUGCAAGUGAAAUUUUGGCGCGCGAUCACGAAAAUAAAUACGUAGGUCCAUUAGGUGUCCUAAUCCUACAGGUGGCUGCGAGGCAAGGAAACAUAUAGUAGAACUGUUAAACCAAUUACUUUUUUAAAUUAAAUACGUUCAUUUAGGUUAAAUCAGAAAAAAAUUUUUAAUGAAAAUACUAAGAUAAUCUCACUUGGGUAUUUUGUAGAAAAAAUAGAUUUAAAGCCAGCGCGCGCACGCACACACACACACACACACUCGCGACGCGCACUUGCCGCCUUUUUCUUGAAAAGGUAAUUUUGUAGGGCCCGUAAUUAACACGGCCCUGGCGCGUUCUGUAAAGACUGUAAUUUUUAACCACCGCGGCGCUGAUAGCUAUGGGCCCGCGUGGCGACACCGGCAAGCGUGCGAGCGCUCAAAAGAUCAAGAUCAAUCGUGAUCCGUGCAAGUGUUCUUUUCGCCAUAUGUACGUGCGGUCAGAGUCUCGUCCUGGCGAGUCAUUAGCCGUCAAACUAUUUCUUAAUAAAUAACUCUUACAUUCUCGGUCAGUUAAAUAGCGUGAGUGUUCGAUUAUUAGCCCUCGAUACUAUCGAAAAUUAUUCUACAUCAGCGAAAUCGUCCGUAAUACUAUCUGAGCGGCAGUUUUGCUACAAUUUUGUAAUACAAUACAAGAGAUUUUUACCCGGUAAUAACGGCUAAGUGAGUAGAAAACAUUGCAAAUACAAAAAUUUAUAUAAAUAUACGUUCAUUAAUUAUUUACAAGCUAGAAAAUUUUAUUUUAUUAUCAUGUUAAUUCAUAUCGACAACUUUGUUCAUUCACACAAAACGAAUGUGACCUAAGUUAACCUGGUCUUAAAAUAAAAAUCGUAUCAAAACAAAGAUAUCAUACACUUUAUUACACAUCCAGCUGAUAAUGUUACAUGUUCUUAUUAACCAUGCAUAUUGUGCAUCAGUUUCUCGCUAGCAUCGUGGACGAAAAAACUUUUGUCGUUGACGUAUAAAAACGGAAAAAUUACAAUGCAAGACGGCGAUCCGGAUCAUAUUGCACUAAUAUCAGUGAUAAAAAAUGGAAAGUUCGACAACGCAAGUGAAAUUUUGGCGCGCGAUCACGAAAAUAAAUACGUAGGUCCAUUAGGUGUUCUUCAAAUCACAGCCCUGCAGAUGGCUGCGUGGCAAGGAAACGUAGAUCUGUUGAACCAACUUCACGGAAGAGGCGCCGAUAUAAACAGCAUAGAUAAAAUUGGUAGGUGCGCACUUUAUUACGCGGCGUACAGCGGUAAUACUGAGGUGAUAAAAUGGCUUCUUGAACAUGGAGGAGAUGUCGACAUCAAAAUCGGUAUCUACUCGUCUGAGACCAACAUCCCUAAUGAUGUAGACACCGCGAACAUACAAUAUAGCCCGUUAAAAAGACCGUUGCCAAUACCCGACUGCAAGGGAAGAACACCCUUGCAUUAUGCAGUGGAAAAUAAUCACGCAGACGUUGUGCGCAUUUUAGUAGAAAGAGGAGCAGAUGUGAAUGUUGAAGACGAGGACCGGAUUACCCCGUUGCUCUUAGCAGGAAGCGCGAUGAAUCGCACCAAUCGCACUGAGAUGAUUAACAAGUUCGUCAAGAUCGUUAAAAUUUUAGUCGACGCGGAGGCGUCUGUUAACGCUAUUCAUCCGGAAACGGGUAACACUGCUCUGCACCGUGCGGUAAAGUUAGACAGUGCAGAAGCAACGAAGAUAUUGUUAAAAGAUGCACGGCCAGAUAAAUGCAACAACUCCGGAGCUACGCCUGUUCAUAUUGCCGCGAAUAGAGGAAAUAUUGAAACACUAAGGAUUCUACUUGAAGCAAUAUCAUCCGAUGUUGAUAAACCUGAUAAGUUAACAAUACCCGACUGCAGGGGAAGAACACCCUUGCAUUAUGCAGUGGAAAAUAAUCACGCAGACGUUGUGCGCGUUUUAGUGGAAAGCAGAGCGGAUGUGAAUUUUAAAGACAAUCAUCAGAUCACCCCGUUGCUCUUAGCAGGAAGCGCGGUGUAUCGCACCAGUCGCACUGAGACGAUUAACAAGUUCGUCAAGAUCGUUAAAAUUCUAGUCGACGCAAAGGCGUCCGUUAACGAUUCUGAUCCGAUUACAGGUAACACUGCUCUGCACCAUGCGGUAAUGCUAGGCAGUGCAGAAGCAACUAAGAUAUUGUUAAAAGAUGCACGAUUGGAUAACUACGACAAUUGCGGGAAUACGCCUCUUCAUAUCGCCGUGAAUACAAAGAAUAUUGAAAUACAUAAGAUUCUACUUGAAGAAAUGUCACAAGAGUACAUUGAUAUACGCAAUCAGGACAAUCAUACCGCUCUUCAUAUAGCAAUUUAUCUGUGUCAUCGCGAGUGCAUACAAGCUUUGAUCAGACGCGGAGCUAAUUUAGCUGCCGAAAUAGACACGGGAAUUACCGCCGUGGAUGCUAUAUUUCAUCAUAUUGCGCAACCAUUCAACUUUUUAACAGACGUCUUGAAUUCUUGCGUACAAAGUCUUCCAACCGAUAAUUCUCCUUCAAAGAAAAUCGAGAGUAUCAUUGUCGACUUCGGUAUAUUGGCUCCAAGAGAUGAGACACAAAUGGCAGUAGUCACAGCCAUUAUUGCCGCAGUUCCGGUUAGAAAAAAACCGGCAAUAUUAUUACAGCAUCCUGUUGUGGAGACCUUUGUCAGAUUAAAGUGGGAGAAAAUAAGAAUAUUUUUCUUUCUUUUUAUACUCAUAUUCUUGUCCUUUGUUAUUUUUCUCUCAAACAACGUCUUAAUAUUUGCACAUAAUGAUGCUGAUUACGUAAUGACUCGAAGAAUCGUAGCAAUUUUUUUUUGCAUUCUUUUGCUUCAAAAUAUAUUUCAAGUUAUACCAGAAUCAAAGUAUUAUUUGAGACAACUAGAAACGUGGUUGUCAUUCAAAUCCGUCAUACUAUCCUUGAUAAUAUUAAUACCGGAAAGGUUCAUAAAGUGUUCAAAGGAAGAAAUCGAGUCUGGGCAUUGGAUAGACGGCGUGCUACAUCUCAUCAGCAUCGCAAUCUUGCUGAGUUGGAUGCAAAAGAUGUUGUUAGUUACCCAAGUUCUAAUGUGGGACAAUUAUCCGCUCAUGUUUUACACGGUGUUGAUGAACAUUCUAAAGGUUCUCUCAACAUUUCGCUGCUGGAUUAUUGGAUUUGUAUUAAGUAUUGCCGUUUUGUAUCACGAAAACGAUCAAUUUCACAAUUUCUGCAGAUCUAUCAUAAAACCUGUAGUAAUUAUGAUGGGCGAGAAGUUGUUUAAAAUUGAAAACGGUGGUAGUACUUCGCUAUCAGUCAUAAAUGGAAUCGUGUUCAUGGUCUCCGUCAUGUUCGCCAGUAUCGUUCUGAUUAAUCUCAUCAACGGUCUAGUGGUCAACGACGUUCAAGAUCUUGAGAAAAAGGGCCACAUGCGUCGAUUAUUGCAACAAGCGGAAUUUGUCGCACAUCUAGAAAGAGUGAUGAUAUAUCGAAUUUUUCGCAGCAAGUGGCUACAUCAUCGCUUAAGAAAACUACUGAGCUCGAAAGGCAUAAUAGAUACAAAAAUUACGCUGCUUUAUAAUAACAAACAUAUACAACAUACGAUUUAUCGUUGGAAGCCUCAGAAGAUUCCGGACCAUCUAAAAGAAGCUUUAUUUUUGUUAGCCAAGAAAUCUUUCAAGAACAAUAAUUCAGCAGACAAAAAUAUAAAAAUUGACGAUACAAUCUUAACCCAAGUGGUACGUACUUAAAACAAUAUAAUAAUGUUUUAAAAUUGCGUGAUUUAAUAUUCAAUCUAAAUGAUAUGUAUUUAAGAAAAAUGUAUGAAAUCUUUAUGUCGUACCAAUUGUAAAAA
Molecule: messenger RNA, 3919 nt
Organism: Solenopsis invicta (red fire ant)
Lineage: Eukaryota; Metazoa; Arthropoda; Insecta; Hymenoptera; Formicidae
Product: transient receptor potential channel pyrexia-like
Exons: 12
Coding region: 1095-3815 (906 amino acids)
Biological process (GO): protein localization to ciliary inversin compartment; transmembrane transport; monoatomic ion transport
Cellular component (GO): ciliary inversin compartment; membrane
Molecular function (GO): monoatomic ion channel activity; protein binding
Source: RefSeq, a predicted model, not a curated record